Juglans microcarpa x Juglans regia is the source of this 1001-nucleotide messenger RNA. RefSeq lists its product as uncharacterized. The transcript is spliced from 5 exons. Lineage: Eukaryota; Viridiplantae; Streptophyta; Magnoliopsida; Fagales; Juglandaceae. The record is from RefSeq and is a predicted model, not a curated record. Bases 366 to 878 code for a protein of 170 amino acids.
ACGCAUUUAUGUUCACGACACGGGUGACGCAAAUAGUUAAACAGCACUAUGACAUGAGUUAUGCUAGAUGGACCGAUGUGCCGCAGGCUUAAAAGGACGAGUUGAUUGAACGUGUUCGGGGUGACUUCGUGUUAGAUUGGGAUCUGGCGAAUCAUAGAUUGACAGUCUUAAAGCAGUUACGUAAGCGGUUCAAUUCAUUCCAUCACGAAUUACACAAAAAAUAUUUCUCAUACAAAAGUCACGAAGAAGCAUUGUCUUCUGGGAGUAGCAUUGUCGACCCAAUCAUCUGGGAUAAGCUAUGUGCGAGGUGGGGAAGCGAGGACUUCAAGUUUGUGUUGACUAACAUUGGGUUUUAAUGGCAGAAAAUGUUAAGACAAAAUCAGGAGAAUAGAAAGAAGCUAACCAAUAACCACACAGCAGGCCACAAAUCCUUUGUUAGGAUAUUGGAGAGGGCGACGAAUGUGACUUUGGUGGAGUUUUAUAAGGAGACUCACUGGUCGAAGAAGAACGGUAAAUUUGUCACCUCAGCCACUGAAGACACCUAUAAAAAGAUGGUUAGCAAACUGGAUGAUAUAGAGCCUGAACAACGCACCGAUAAGGCAGCAGCGAGUGUGUUUAGGGAGAUACUUGGGCAUAGACCAGGAUAUGCCCGGGGGCUAGGGGAGAUGGUCAUCCCAGAGUCGACAAGACAACGGGACCGUGAACGAGAGAAAGAGUACCUUGCCUUGAUUGAACAACACAAGAAAGAUGCCGACAACUACAAGAAAGACGCUGACAACUACAAGAAAGAUGCCUUGAGCUACAAGACGCAGCUUGAGGAAAUGAGGGAUGAAAUGCGCGCACUUCGUGAGAGGCAAAUGAAACUGAUAACAUGUUGAGGGAAUUCUUCCAAAAUUUCCCGUCUUACCCUGAGGCUCUCCAGUCUCGUGGAGAGACUCAGUGAGCUACCUUCAAAACGCAUGGGAAGGGCUUUUUUGUGUAUUUUGGGCACUUUUUGGUGG